Messenger RNA from Dendroctonus ponderosae (mountain pine beetle), 3871 nucleotides. RefSeq lists its product as uncharacterized. The record is from RefSeq and is a predicted model, not a curated record. Gene Ontology annotation, cellular component: plasma membrane. The coding region runs from base 249 to 2924 and encodes 891 amino acids. Gene Ontology annotation, molecular function: protein binding. Lineage: Eukaryota; Metazoa; Arthropoda; Insecta; Coleoptera; Curculionidae. The transcript has 13 exons.
GAAUUUAGAGGCAGUCAGGAAUCGGCUCUAUCCCGCUGUCCGGGCAACCUUUUGCUGUGUUCCAUUCGUGCACACGUUCUAGCUCAAUAUCCAACUUGAGAGCCUCUUUAUGUUCCAACGAGUCGAAUUGUUCCGCUAACUGCUGAUUUAAAUGUCUCGAGCUCAAUAAUGAGGCCUGCAGCUCUAUGUGAUCGAAGUACUGCAUCGAUAUAAAAACUCGCGGAUCGAAAACAUGAGAUACAACAGAUAUGGGAUUUAAAAGGAUUUUGUUACUAUGUUGUCAUUUGCUGGUUAUAAAAGAUGUUUGUGUUGUUGCCGGAAGUUCGCCAUCGGUAAAAAGAGCUGACUCGAAAAAGGACCAUUGCAACAAGACGGUGGAUAUCUACGAAGAUGUGUCCAGUCCAGAGCUGACCCCCGAAAAUUUGGGACAGCCGAUGACCUGCUGGUACAGGUUUCGGUCGUUUCGUGGUGCUCCAAAGGACUGGAUCUUACGUGUUAAAUUCAACAAGUUCAAAGUGGGAAAUCUGGUCAAUGCCACUCACUGUGAAGGCGGAUUUAUGCAGAUCGUGGACGGAAAUGGAAAGACGGACGUAUCCAACAGGAAAGAGCCAGGAAUGUAUUGCGGCGAGAGUGAACAGCCUCAAACGUUCAUGUCGGAAACGUCCUUCGUAAAGAUGCUGUUCCACGUGGAAAAUUUCACCGAUCAAACGUAUUUCAGCUUCGAUACGAGGGCGGAACAGCAACUGGUCGUCUAUUUGCGAUAUGGUCAACAUCCGGAACUCUACCCCAAUAGACGUGGAGAAGUUGUGCAAGGGUCUUACUGUGAGCGAAUCUUCAAAGACUGUCGCCUCCAAACAUGCUACGUGCAAUCGCCCGCUUAUCCAGGCGUUUAUCCCAGAAAUCUGCACUGUCGAUACUACCUGAACACCCGGCUGCCCUUCAUUAAGCUCUACAUAGAAAACGAAGAGUUCAACAUCGACGGCCAACGAUGUGAAAACAUCAUGACUUGCCCCAUGAGGCCGAUAUCAUCCGGAAAAGAAAACUGCCCCUACGACUACAUCAAGAUCCACGAUGGAAAGAACGAGCUGAGUCCAGUUAUAGGGAUUUUUUGCGGCAUGGGAAAGUUUCCUUAUUCCAUUAUUGGCACUUCGCAGGAUCUUUUUGUGGAAUUUGUCACAUCGCCUGCAGGUCCGCUGUUAAAUACUGGAUUCCACUUCAACGUUGGAAACUGGCCAGGUCACGUUGAUACAGCGGGCAGCAGAAAUGGUACUUGCGACUGGCUCCUGUCCUCUGAGAGCCUCAGGGCCUCCAGAGACUCAGAAGGGAUAUUUUUGUCGGUGGCUCAUUGGUACCCUCCUCACACUAGCUGCACCUACUUGAUGCAGGGCGAAGAAGGAGAAAUCGUCCGGCUUUAUUUCCCCAGUUUCAGGAUCAAUCGUAUCGAAUCGCCCAUUCAGCCCACUGAUAGUGACUGUGGUGAAUCGUUGACUCUGUACGACGCUUCAUGGGCGGACGAUUCAAAAAUCAUCAAAACCUUCUGUGAUACAUUUUCGAAAGCAAUGGAAAAGUACAAUUUCGUUUCAACAGGAAAUUCGCUGUUUGUUAAAUUUGAAAGUCAAACCGGUAGUUAUAGCGGCUCGUCUUUGUACUACUGGGCCCAUUACGAUUUCUUCAAUAACACCAAACUGGGCGAACCAGUUCCAGGGAAGAAAUGCGAUGAAGUAUUCGCAUCCUGGAAGCAAUCAAAGGGAUGGAUGCGAUCGCCACUCAACACCCUGAUUUACAAGCAACAGCAUACUAAUGAGGACGUUUCGUGUCUUUAUCGCUUUGUCAGCGAUAAGCGAUUAUUUUCCCGAGUAAUCCUGACGAUUACUUGUGUAAAUUUCAAGGAUAACCCCUAUAAUAGCGGUCCUCGGAUCAAUUGCAUUGAGGAUCGAGUGGACAAGCUCGUGAUAUGGGAGCCUUUACCACCUGGCGCAAACUCCUCUCACAGCCCAACUCCUUUGAGUAAAGCCAUGCAUUCUGGUGAUGUUACUUGUAUUUGUAAGCGACAAUCGUUCUCUACGCAGAUCGUCUCCAAAAGUGAACACCUAAAUUUGCAAUUGAUUGUGGACAGUACUCACAGCGCCCAAAGCUACUUCAAACAACCGAGUCCCCUGUUUGAAGCCACAUAUGAAUUCGUCCAUGGACCUUUAUGUGGCCCGGCCAUUAUCCACCCCGUAACCGAUGGGGAAAUACACUAUCCAUACUACGAAGCCAUUGGAUAUGUUGAACCUCCAAAGUCUAUACGGUGUAUUUGGGAAGUGAAAGUCAGCAACGACAGAGACCUUUGGUUGCAUUUCGACCACAUCAAGUUCAACUCCAACGCUUGCGAUGAUGGAAUAGUGGACAUCUUCCUCAAGGGCAGGCCCAAUCCGUUCCUGUCGCUAUGCGGACAAAAUGUGUCACUUGUUAAAGAAAUUCCGAUUUUGUCCUCAAAGGAGUUAAGCCCUGAUGGAGGCGAACCUUCCAUCACCAUCCAAUUUAUCGGCCGAUCCUCACCCACCAGGGCAGCAUUUAAGAUUACUUGGACGGAGCUGUUCCAUUUGCCCCGAAAUAUAGAUGGAUCGGUCAAAACGUCGAAACUUGUUGAAGGAGGAGCCUCCAAUGAGCUGGAGGAAUGCGAAUUUACAUGUCCUGGGGAGCUUGGAGUUUGUAUUCCCGCUCGACUCGUUUGCAAUGGAGUGAUCAACUGCCCGAAUGCAACUGACCAUAAAGGUUCGUUCUACAAUGACGAAUCUCCGGACGUUUGUGUGCAAGUUUCCACCGCAAAAAUCAAUUGGUUUUAUGUUGGAGCCGCCACAAUAUCAGUUAUGUUAUUCUUGUGCGGUUGUUGUAUAUUUUUAUGCCGCAAGUGUUACACGGACUGCUCAACUCGAGAUUAAUUUAUAAGACGUUUUCAAUUCCAAAGCCUUAUAAUGUCGACUACGAAGUCGGGUAAGAAAAAAAGCCACGCAAGACAUCCAAGUUGAAAUCAACAGGUGAAACUUUUCUUGAUUAAAAUACGGUUUUUAAAAAAUCAUUGAAUUGAACACGAAAUUAUUGAGGCAAAGAAACAAUCCAUGAGUUAUUUUUCCCUCUUCCGCUCAAUUGGACAAUUUUCUUCUUACCCAGCUGUUGUCGGAGCCUUACUGUAAUAAACUGUUGAUACAUAAAAUGUCCUGAAGGAUUCAAUCUAUCCAUAAGGACAGUUCGGUAGUUGACUUGUUUUAAAACAUACGAUUUGUAAAUAUCAAAUAGCGUUUAUGGACCAGGCCGUUUGGGCGGUAGUGUUUAAAUCCUCCUAUAUCAUCUUAUUUCUAGUUGCCUGUAAAUAUAGUGAUUAUUUACCUUUGUCGUGGAAAAUUCGUAGCUUAACUUUCUAGAUCUUUAUUUGGCUGAUUCCCACUGUGUUUUACUUCUUUGUUUGCUCUGUGUAUUGGCCGAAAUCCCAAGAGUUUUACAUAGUCUUUACAAGUAAUGAUAAAAGUGUAAAUAGUUUCAAAAGUACCCGUAAGUGAUUAAGGAGUUAAGUUAGUCGAGGUGAUAGAUUUUGUGUAAAUGUAAAACGACCCGGCACAGAAAUUACCAAAAUGCACCGCCAACUGAGAGCAAAUCCCUGUAUGAAAACAGACUAGACUAAACAUGCGGUGGAAACUGUGCAAGAAGCAAUUAUAGAUAAAACGGCAUCCGCAUGAUUUUACUCGGCAUUCAGUAGCAAGUUCACUUUUGUGAUGGCGCACUUCAGUCAACUAUCGAACUACUUAUAAUUUAGCUGUAAAUUCAUAUGUUAGAAUAUUAAGAUUCCCUAACUCUAAGAACACAUGUUUUUAAAAUAAAUUUUUGAAAAAUC